Molecule: messenger RNA, 1932 nt
Organism: Plasmodium vinckei vinckei
Lineage: Eukaryota; Apicomplexa; Aconoidasida; Haemosporida; Plasmodiidae
Product: CIR protein PIR protein
Exons: 3
Coding region: 1-1932 (643 amino acids)
Source: RefSeq, a predicted model, not a curated record
AUGGAGAAAUACCAAGAACUAUGUGAGUUAUUUCGUGAAGCUGAUAGUUAUUUUAAUGGUAAAGAUGUCGAUACAAAUGAAAUUAACAAAAACACAAAAGUCAAAGGAUAUUGUAGUAGCGAUGGUUGUAAAACAAAUGAAGAUGGUAUUAAUGCUGUGGCCAAAUAUAUAAUUAUAAAAUUCAAAAGGUCAAUAAAAACUGAAGAGUAUAAUGAUUAUGAUGAAUAUUUAUUGAUGUGGGUAAGUGAUAAAUUAUAUAAGAUACACAAAAAAGGAAAAGGCAAAAAGAUUGAAAAAGGCCGUAUGGAUGCUUUUACUUUAAAGCAGGCUUAUGGAGAGUAUUUAGAGAAACAUAAAAAAGGAUUGAAUUAUUGGGGUCUUUUAGAUAUGAAUCAGGGUUUGAAAGAAGCUAAUCUUAAGUAUAUGAGCGAAUUUUAUAAAUUACUUAAUAUAAUAUGUAAAAUGAUUACAGAUUAUAAUAACGGUGCCAAAAAUAGUAAAGUUCUUAAAUAUCCUGCCAAUUGCAGUUUUCAAUAUAAAACCCUUUAUAUGAACAUUUCUGAAUGCAAAUCAUAUCUUGAUUUAUUGAAUAAAUUAAAAGGUGUAUAUGAUGAUUUUAGUUCUAAUAUUAAGAAAAAUCGUUCAAACAAUAAAUUAGCAACUAAUCUUAAAAAACUUACACCAGAAGAUGGAGACGAGUUGGAAGCGGUGCGUGGUUUUAAAUCAUAUGACUUCAAUCGUCCAAAAUGUAAAUUCCCCAUAAAAAAAAAAACAGCACCCCCCAAAGCUUCAAAACCUAAUCCAGGACCAGCACUACCACAAUCAGAACAUGCAGAACCACAACAAAGGCUGCAAGGACAACAAGCACAAAAACAAGAAGGACAAACACCUUCACAAAACGAUCCUUCAUUACCAACACCUCAAACAGGAGGAUCAAGUAAUCAAAAUGAACCAAAGGAUUCAGGAAAUAGUAAAGAAAAUAAAGGGGGUGCAAGUGAUAAUACAGGAGAUCCAAAUGGUGGAAACGGAAAUCCUGGUGCCGGAUCAAAUGAUCCCGCAUCAAAUACAUCAGGAGGAUAUUUUAAUUGGGGGUCAUCAUUUUUUAAAUUUCUAUUAAAUGGAACGGAAAAUUUGAAAAAAACUUCCGAUUUUAUUGAUCAAAAUCAGAAAAAGGUUAAAGAUGUUACGGAUAAAAUCAACAAUGCAUAUAAUGACGUUAAGAAUAAUUUAAAAAAUGUUUACGAUAAAUCUAGUGAUUAUUUAAAUAAUUUUAUUAGUAAUAUAACUAUUCAAUUGAAUAGCAUCGGUGCUCCUUCUAAACCAGAUGGUAACCCGUCUGAACCCGAAAAAUCAAUAAAUGGAGGAGAUUCACCAACUCCACAAACAUCACAAAUUACACAAAAUUCUAAGGAACAAACUACAACGCAGCAAUCGCCUCAGGGUACAUCUGGAAAUAAAAAUUCUGAUAAAACCGAUCAACAAGAAGCUCAAAAGCCAGUAGCCAAUCCAGUGACUAAACAAGAAAAUCCAGGAACCGAAUUAAAAGGAAAUGGAAUAACAGAAAUUGGUGAUGGAUAUGUAUUAAAAGAAUACAAAAAGAUUGGAUUAUCAAUUAUAGUUAUUCUAAUACCAAUUACUUUAACUAUUAUGUACAAGUAUUUGUCAUCUGGAUGGAGAAAAGAAUUGACGAGAAAAAAAAACAUGAAAAAGGUUAUAAAUUCAAUUGGAGGAAAAAGACAGGUGCAAAUAAUUAUAAGUUCAUCGAGUCAUAAAAAACAGACUAAAAAAUCUAUAAAUUCCGUUUAUAAGGAAAAAUCUCCAUCAUUAAAUAUAUACAAACUUAUGCAGGCUGAUCCUGUGCCGUUUAUUAAUUUAUUUUUUUUAUUGAUAUUUUUUGUUUAUAAAAGAAAGCGCGAUUUCAUAGAAUUAUAA